Messenger RNA from Oryza brachyantha (malo sina), 808 nucleotides. RefSeq names its product expansin-A11. The coding region runs from base 1 to 753 and encodes 250 amino acids. Gene Ontology annotation, cellular component: extracellular region. The record is from RefSeq and is a predicted model, not a curated record. The transcript has a single exon. NCBI's taxonomy places the organism in Eukaryota, Viridiplantae, Streptophyta, Magnoliopsida, Poales, Poaceae. Gene Ontology annotation, biological process: plant-type cell wall organization.
AUGGAGCUGCUAGGGUUGCUAGCUGUUGCCGUGGUGGCGGCGAUGGCGGUCGUGGAGGUCGCUGCCGGCGGCGACUCCGACUGGAGCAGCGGGCGCGCCACGUUCUACGGCGGCAGCGACGCGUCGGGGACGAUGGGGGGAGCGUGCGGGUACGGCAACCUGUACAGCGCCGGGUACGGGACGAACACGGCGGCGCUGAGCACGGCGCUGUUCAACAACGGGCAGAGCUGCGGCGCGUGCUUCGAGGUCCGGUGCGCCGGCGGCGGGAGCUGCGUGGCGGGGGCCACGGUGGCGGUGACGGCGACCAACCUGUGCCCGCCCAACUACGCGCUCUCCGGCGACGACGGCGGGUGGUGCAACCCGCCGCACGCGCACUUCGACAUGGCCGAGCCGGCGUUCACCAAGAUCGCGCAGUCCCGCGCCGGCGUGGUGCCCGUGCAGUACCGGCGCGUGGCGUGCGCCAAGCAGGGCGGCAUCCGGUUCACCGUCACCGGCCACUCCUACUUCAACCUGGUGCUCGUCAGCAACGUCGGCGGCGCCGGCGACGUCACGGCGGUGUCCAUCAAGGGCUCGCUGUCCGGGUGGCAGGCCAUGAGCCACAACUGGGGCGCCAACUGGCAGAACGGCGCCAACCUCGACGGCCAGCCCCUCUCCUUCAAGGUCACCGCCAGCGACGGCCGGACCGUCACCUGCGACAACGUCGCGCCCUCCGGCUGGUCCUUCGGCCAGACCUUCACCGGUGGCCAGUUCUAGCCGCCCGCCGUCGCCGUCGCCGGAGCCGGAGGAGGGGCUCUGUGUUUUGAAGCAG